This is a messenger RNA of Diospyros lotus (date-plum), 1211 nucleotides long. Its product is annotated as WEB family protein At2g17940. The transcript has a single exon. The record is from RefSeq and is a predicted model, not a curated record. Lineage: Eukaryota; Viridiplantae; Streptophyta; Magnoliopsida; Ericales; Ebenaceae. Bases 238 to 951 code for a protein of 237 amino acids.
UUGAGGGUUCAAGUGGGUUGAGUUGUCCCUUUUCUUUCAAGCCCAUGGCAGAAUCUCUUCUGUCUUAACCUUCAAACAACAGCCUCUCACCAGCUUAGCACAUACACCUCUCUUUCCAUGAACUUGUACUGGAGUAAAAGCAAAGAAAAUUGAGGUCUAUCCAUCAUCAUCAAAUAGUGCCCCGUCUUACACAAUAUUCGCAACCCAUAUUCUGAUUCACUUCUCAUCAACACCAUCAUGGAUCCUCAGACUCCUUCCCCUCCCAGUGAGAAGCCAACCGGCACAGAUCACCACUUGAAAGCCACCAUCGACACUUCUCGGCCUUUCAGCUCUGUCAAAGAAGCAGUGGCCAUAUUCGGCGAAAAGCUUCUGACCGGAGAGCUCUACUGGUCACCAAAGCCUUCCACUGGCACUGCCAGCAGUACUCCAAGGCAAGAGUACUAUUACUCACCAUGGAAACUCUGUCCAAGUCCCACGAAAAGUAAUAAUCAAGAACAAGAAGAAGCCCUAGUGGAUACUGUAAAGAGACUUGAGGCUGAGCUUGAAGAGACAAAAAUAGAGCUGAAGGUGCUGAAGAAGAAAGAGUCUGAGACCGAGGUGGCUUUAGCCUCACUGAAUGCUGAGCUUCACAAGAACAUGUCAAAGAUAGCACAGGCUGAGGCAGCGGCAGCAGCAAAAGCAGUGGCAGUGAGAACAAGCAGCUUGGGGGAAGAAGAGAAAAAGAGGGGUUUGGUAGUGAGAAUGGAGGAUUCACCAACUCUGGCUCGUAUUCUGGAUAUUGGAGAAGAAGAGGAUAGGCGCCUGUUCGGAGGAAGAAAGGAGAGGACCAUGAAGAUAAGGAAGAAGAAGCCUAUUGUUCCUCUUGUCACAGACUUGUUUUCAAGGAAAAAGGAUCAAUCUCCUGCUAGUAUCCAUAGCUCUCUCUUUUCAUCUACCCAUGUGUUUCUUUGAGAAAAUUUGGACACUCGCCUAUAUAUUUCAAUAUUUGUAAGAGUUCGUGCAUGCCACUUGUGAACAGGGCCAAGAAACAUGAUAUUCAGUUUUCGACAACGAUUUCAUAUUUCAAGCUUGCUUUUGUUUCAUUUUCGUCUUUUUUAUGGAAUCAUAUGCCCGAACAUGUUCGUAUAUAUAAUUAUGUAUUUGGUUUUGUCUGGAACGUUUGUUUUUGUUUAAAGUUUUGAAAGCAUGCAUGGAGACUAAUUAUCACGUGA